Capra hircus (goat) is the source of this 823-nucleotide messenger RNA. RefSeq names its product double homeobox protein 1-like. The transcript is spliced from 5 exons. The record is from RefSeq and is a predicted model, not a curated record. Lineage: Eukaryota; Metazoa; Chordata; Mammalia; Artiodactyla; Bovidae. Gene Ontology annotation, molecular function: DNA binding. Bases 2 to 823 code for a protein of 273 amino acids.
CAUGGCUUCGUCCGGCUCCUCCAGCACCUCAAGCGGGCCCGUCGCCACAGGAUCUCGAAGGAGGCGGCUCGUUCUGAGGCUGAGCCAGAAGGACGCCCUGCAAGCGCUCUUUCAACGGAACCCCUACCCUGGGAUAGCGACCAGAGAACGGCUGGCCCGGGAGCUUGGCAUUGCCGAAAGCAGAGUUCAGGUCUGGUUCCAAAACCAACGCAGAAGACGGUCAAAGCAGAGCCGAUCGCCGCCGUCUGAAUAUGUGCACCGAGAAGGGGAAGCGGGGCCAACGUCCACGCCCACGCCACCGUCGCGCCCGCCUCGACCUCAGUCUUCCUCUCCAGGAGACUCGGCCCGAGAGGCCCGGAGAAAGAGGACCGUCAUCUCUCCUUCCCAAACAAGCAUCCUUGUGCAAGCCUUCACGAGGGAUCGCUUCCCGGGGAUUGCCGCCAGGGAAGAACUGGCUCGUCAGACGGGAAUCCCAGAACCUCGAAUCCAGGUAUGGUUUCAAAACCGAAGAGCUCGGCACCCCCAGCAGAGCCCGAGCGGGCCCGGCGGCGCAGCAGCCACGACUCCUCCUGCUCCAGAGGACCGAAGGGCCCCACCCGCUGUCCAGAGCACCUCUCCUCCCCUUCGCCCCUCCCCGCCACAGGAGAGCAUGCCACCCUCGGCGGCGGCGGCGGCCGCAGCUGCUCCGUUCGGGGCCCCCGCCUUCUGGGUGCCCGGGACUGCCUCUGGGGUCUGUGUGGGCCAGCCGUUGAUGAUCUUCAUGGUCCAGCCCAGCCGGUGGCUCUCCAGCCAAGUGGGAAGCCACCACCUCCUGCCCAGGUAG